AUGGCGGCGCUGUUGACAACAGUAACAGAGCAGUGGAUACGAGAGAAGGUACAUCUAAAUCACCAUUGCCUUGCAGAUGUGAGAUCACUGAGCCUCCCAGGAUCAUACAAGGAGAAAAUCAGGCAUCUGGGAAUCUCACUAAAGAACUUUGUCCGUUUGAAAACACUGAACCUCUCCUGUAAUGCACUAAUCUCUGUCGAGGGGGUCCAACACUUGAAGAGGCUGGAGAGGCUGAACUUGUACUACAACAACAUUCCCUCCCUUCAGGAGGUCAAAGUGCUCUGGCAGCUGACUGCUCUGAGAGAGCUGGACCUGAGGCUCAACCCUCUGGCUAAAACAGAUCCACACUACCGCCUGUACUUUGUGCACGCACUGUCCAACCUUCGCAGGCUUGAUGACUGUCCAGUCAGGGACAGUGAGAGAAGAGCUUCAAUCAUGCAUUUCUCCUCAGACUCUGUGCUCCGACCCCAACAGACAAGCUCCUCGGAGACAGACAUCACUGAUCAGAGGAGCAGUAAGUUGAGGAUGGCCUCAGUAAAUCGCCUGGCCAAGAAGCUCUCUGUCCUGGAUGACAACGAUGACAUAGUGUUGAACCUUGUCGCUAAGAGCAACUGGGACCAAAGUGAACCUCUGUUCCUGACUGGCUCUUCCCACAAGGAGUCAGAGUCCCAGCUUUAUCAUCAGAUCAGAGAGGAGUCUUGUCAUUCCCAGUCCAAUGGUCAACGUUUAAGAGAAGGAUCUCAAGCGAAAGGUUCUUCCUCCUCGUUGAAAACGUCAGAGGGGCCGAGGGUAACCUUUAACCCAGAGAAGCACAGCGGGACUAGCUCUGGAUGGGAGGAGCGAGAGAAACUCCCCAAACACCUGAGAGUCACGGCCAAGGGCCACUUCACCCCUCACCCUGGUGAGGUGACACUGAAUAUCCUCUCUGUCACCGCCACAAAUCAGAUGGCAUGAAUGGCCUAAUACAACAUUCUGAGUGUU
This is a messenger RNA of Oncorhynchus nerka (sockeye salmon), 981 nucleotides long. RefSeq names its product centrosomal protein of 72 kDa-like. Gene Ontology annotation, molecular function: protein binding. NCBI's taxonomy places the organism in Eukaryota, Metazoa, Chordata, Actinopteri, Salmoniformes, Salmonidae. The record is from RefSeq and is a predicted model, not a curated record.